UCUGGCUUGACCUAAAUUGGUUUGCGAUUUGAGUAAAACGUUAUGGAUUUACGCGCAGACUUUCUUCAUUUAACACUAGUAGGUGUAAUUCUGGAAAUUUUCAUAGAACAAGCUGAUGGCCAAUGCGAUGAUGCAACGAGACCCCUGCAGAUCAAUGCUACCUAUUUCCCGCAAUAUAUUUCCUCACCAAAUUACCCGGAGCUCUACCCGCCGUACCAGGACUGUGCUUGGAUUAUAACGGCCCCAUCCCCGUAUGACAGGAUUACUAUCAAUCUAGAAUUUAUUGAUAUCGAAGGGCUAUCCAUCCCCUGUAAAUACGAUUACGUGGCUGUCUAUGAUGGAUGGUUAUCCAUCCCCUGUAAAUACGAUUACGUGGCUGUAUAUGAUGGACCUGAUACUAGUGCUACAGAGGUUGCCAAAUUGUGUUAUUACAACAGGGACACCGUCAAUUCUCUGGUCUCCACCACUGAUACCUUCUAUGUCAUCUUUAUCUCUGACUUUAGUGCAAAUUAUGAAGGAUUUAAUAUGCUAAUCUUCACAAAUAACACAGAUUAUAAACCUGACUGUGAAGGAAUCACUAAUCUGACCGCUACAACUCAGACACAGCUAAUCAUGUCUUCAAAUUUACCUGAUCUCUACGACAGUAAUUUUACAUGCCAAAUUUUGAUAUACCCGGCUACAACCUACUAUGCUGUGAGAAUCGACGUGAUAUUCAUGGAUAUUGAAAACUCUGAUAGCUGUGCAAAUGACGCUCUUCGUAUUUCGAGUGUUGGAGAGGAUGCGACUGUGGAAGCAACAGCAGAAUGUAGCCUCGCUGUGAACUACGAGUUCACGAAUUUCCCGCUGGACGUUUCAGGAACCUACAUUGAAAUCAAUUUUACUACAGACUCCGAUAACAAUUACCUAGGAUUUAUGUUAUCAUAUACAGAGGUAUUCAAAGGCAUAAAUUUGACGAGUCCACAGAAUGAAGAAACGAUCGAAAUCACCGUUCCGGAAGACUAUGCAACAGGACAUGUUAAUGAAUCAGUGUGUGUGAUUGUACUGACUUACACUGGGACACUUAAUCUUCAGAUAACUCCUAUGUAUGAGUCGACGACAGGCGAAAGUGUGUCCUUGGCAGACGUGCAGAUAUUUGCUAUGACAGAUUCUCCUCCAUACGUCUAUUUGGGUUUGAUUUCUAGUCUUGACUACGAGGUUAUCAAAAAAUUCAACUUACUAGUGACGAUGAUAGACAGUGACGUCACGCAAGUGACGUAUUCUGUCACGUUCAACAUCACCGUAACAGAUGUGGAUGAUCUAGCACCAGAGUUCAUAAAUCUUCCUGGCAAUUACACGCUGAGUAGAGGACAAAAAACAGGUGAACUUAUUUACACAGUGAAUGCUACAGACGGUGACGCUACUGAAGAAAACAGUAGAAUAUUUUUUCAAAUAGAGUCUGGUGACACAGAUUCAAUGUUUGCGAUUAACGACACUACAGGAGAAGUAACACUCAAUCAAACAGCUAAGCUUAUACCACUGGCUACAUUGGAAUACGUUCUUACUAUAGGGGCGUACAGUGGUUCAAUUUCGAGUGAAUCCUUGGUAACCACUGACGACUUUACUGUAUAUGUGUCACCAGACAGCCCACCUGAAUGUUCACAUACUUCAGUGUGGGGAGAAACCGUCGAUGUGAACCUGGCCGGACCGGGAACACUGGUCGUGUUGCUAGACACGUGGAGUUGCACAGACGAUAACGUAAACUUAACCUACUCAGUGGAAUCAGGUAAAAACAAAAAGAACUGUCCAGCACAACGCUUUUGCUUAGACUCUCUCAUCAACUCACUCGGAGGUUAUCUGACAUCUUCGUACUUAAUAUAUUAA
This is a messenger RNA of Mercenaria mercenaria, 1860 nucleotides long. RefSeq names its product protocadherin Fat 3-like. NCBI's taxonomy places the organism in Eukaryota, Metazoa, Mollusca, Bivalvia, Venerida, Veneridae. The coding region runs from base 43 to 1860 and encodes 605 amino acids. Gene Ontology annotation, biological process: homophilic cell-cell adhesion. The transcript has 15 exons. The record is from RefSeq and is a predicted model, not a curated record. Gene Ontology annotation, cellular component: membrane. Gene Ontology annotation, molecular function: calcium ion binding.